AUGGGAAGUGGAAUUAGUUCAGAGAGCAAGGAGUCAGCCAAAAGAUCAAAAGAACUGGAGAAAAAGCUUCAGGAAGAUGCUGAGUGAGAUGCAAGAACUGUAAAGUUGCUGUUAUUAGGAGCAGGAGAAUCUGGAAAAAGUACCAUUGUGAAACAAAUGAAAACAGGACUUCUUGAUCAUGACCCCCGAUCACACUGCUUUGGGGGUCUCAGCCCCAUCCUGCCCCCAGGUCAUCUCACAUUCCCUUAUAACACCACGGCUGAAGACCAAAGACAACUUUAUGUGAUAACAAAUACCCUGGAAGAUGGCAGCAUGACGCCUGAAUUGGCUGAGGUAAUAAAACGACUGUGGAGAGAUCCAGGAAUUCAGGCCUGCUUUGAAAGGGCAUCUGAAUAUCAGCUCAAUGACUCAGCAGCUUACUACCUGAACGAUUUGGACAGAAUAGCAGCUCCUGGCUACGUCCCAAAUGAGCAAGAUGUUCUACAUUCUCGAGUGAAAACAACUAGAAUCACUGAAACUCAAUUCUCCUUUAAAGACUUGCAUUUCAGAAUAUUUGAUGUAGGUGGACAGAGAUCUGAGAGAAAGAAAUGGAUUCUACUUGAAGGAGUUACAUGGAUUAUAUUUUGUGCUGCACUCAGUGCCUAUGACAUGGUCUUGGUGGAAGGUGAAGAAGUGAACAGAAUGCAUGAAAGCCUUCACCUUUUCAACAGUAUCUGUAAUCACAAGUACUUUGCAACCACCUCCAGUGUCCUGUUUCUCAAUAAAAAAGAUCUCUUUCAAGAAAAAGUAACCGGGCUUCCCUGGUGUAUCUGCUUUCCGGAGUACAGUGGUCCAAAUACAUUUGAAGAUGCAAGGAACUACAUCAAGAACCAGUUUCUAGACCUGAAUUUAAAAAAAGAUAAGGAAAUUUAUUCCCACAUGACCUGUACUACAGAUACUCAAAAUGUCAAGUUCGCAUUUGACGCCGUUACAGAUAAUAAAGAGAAUCUGAAAGACUGUGGGCUCUUCUAA
Messenger RNA from Balaenoptera musculus (blue whale), 1011 nucleotides. RefSeq names its product guanine nucleotide-binding protein G(t) subunit alpha-3-like. Gene Ontology annotation, molecular function: G protein-coupled receptor binding; G-protein beta/gamma-subunit complex binding; GTP binding. Gene Ontology annotation, cellular component: photoreceptor outer segment; photoreceptor inner segment; heterotrimeric G-protein complex. Gene Ontology annotation, biological process: adenylate cyclase-modulating G protein-coupled receptor signaling pathway; sensory perception of sweet taste; detection of chemical stimulus involved in sensory perception of bitter taste. NCBI's taxonomy places the organism in Eukaryota, Metazoa, Chordata, Mammalia, Artiodactyla, Balaenopteridae. The record is from RefSeq and is a predicted model, not a curated record.